Molecule: messenger RNA, 1414 nt
Organism: Phyllostomus hastatus (greater spear-nosed bat)
Lineage: Eukaryota; Metazoa; Chordata; Mammalia; Chiroptera; Phyllostomidae
Gene: PSMC3IP
Product: PSMC3 interacting protein
Exons: 8
Coding region: 136-789 (217 amino acids)
Biological process (GO): meiotic joint molecule formation; meiotic strand invasion involved in reciprocal meiotic recombination; homologous chromosome pairing at meiosis
Cellular component (GO): DNA recombinase auxiliary factor complex; condensed nuclear chromosome
Molecular function (GO): recombinase activator activity; double-stranded DNA binding
Source: RefSeq, a predicted model, not a curated record
GGGGCGCUUCGUUCCUCCGGAAGGCUUCCCCUUCCGCCCGCCCCCGCGCGGGGCCCGCCCCUCCCGGCGCCGGAAGGAGCCGUUGCCCGAGCAACUGUAACGUCCGGCUUUCGGAGUUUGGUGGCGGGAAAGGCCAUGAGUAAAGGCCGGGCUGAGGCUGCGAGUGGAGCCCCCGGGAUCCUCCUGAAGUACCUGCGGGAGCAGAACCGGCCCUACAGCGCCCAGGAUGUGUUCGGGAACCUGCAGCGGGAACACGGACUGGGCAAAGCGGCGGUGGUGAAGGCGCUGGAUCAGCUGGCUCAGCAAGGCAAGAUCAAAGAAAAGAUGUACGGCAAGCAGAAGAUAUAUUUUGCGGACCAGGACCAGUUUGACAUGGUGAGUGACGCUGACCUCCAAAGCCUGGAUGCCAAAAUUGUGGCCCUUACGGCCACGGUGCAGAGCUUGCAGCAGAGCUGCCGCCACAUGGAGGCCGAGCUGAAGGAGUUAACUAGCGCCCUGACGACACCGGAGAUGCAGAGAGAGAUCCAGGAGCUGCAGAAGGAAUGUGCUGGCUACACCGAGAGACUGAAGAACAUCAAAGCAGCCACCAACCAUGUGACCCCGGAAGAGAAAGAGCAGGUGUACAGGGAGAGGCAGAAGUACUGCAAGGAGUGGAGGAAGCGCAAGAGGAUGGCGUCAGAGCUGUGCGACGCAAUCCUUGAAGGGUAUCCGAAGAGCAAGAAGCAGUUCUUUGAGGAAGUUGGGAUAGAGACAGAUGAGGACUACAACGUCAAGCUCCCAGACCCCUGAGAGCCCCUGCGGCAGGACUGGGGGGCUGGGACAGAGAUGUCCCGGACUGGCUGCCCUGUUUAGGCCAGUUUUUGUUGUUAGUGCCGCUGCUUUCCACCUUUGAGCGGAGCAGGUGGGAGGGGCACAGACCAGUGUUAGGCAGAGCAGGUGGGGAGUGCUAGUUGCCCAGAGUGGGUGGUUAUGCUCACUACGUCGUCUGCAUUUCAGCUGCAGGAGCCUUACCUCUUAGAUUUGGAACAAAGCUGAAGGAAAGCAUUUGGCAAUAUUUAUUGUAAUAUAAUUUGAUAUAAAAAUAUUUAAUUUCCUCUGGAUAAUCAAACCUCAGAUAUCAAAUCUGAGGAAGGCAAAAGGGGGAGCUAGGGGGACGAGGGUAGAGAGGCUAUCGUGCACAGCAGCCAGGGGGCACAGGGCUGCCCCUCGGACUCCCUUGGUUCUGACCCCCCAGCAGGCCUCCACCCACCCCCAAGCCUUGGGAGGAGUGCAGGCAGCCCCGAGACAGUGGAGACCCGGGUGCGCCUGACUAAAGCUGGGAGAGGUUUUGAGGCCUGGCUAAUUUUCUAAAAUUUUUCUAACAUUAGCAAAAUUGUGUUGUUGGUAUUUAGAAAAAUAAAAACUUGAACAUGUG